Messenger RNA from Contarinia nasturtii (swede midge), 8175 nucleotides. It is a transcript of the gene gw, whose product is annotated as protein Gawky. The transcript has 32 exons. The record is from RefSeq and is a predicted model, not a curated record. Bases 1955 to 7099 code for a protein of 1714 amino acids. NCBI's taxonomy places the organism in Eukaryota, Metazoa, Arthropoda, Insecta, Diptera, Cecidomyiidae. Gene Ontology annotation, cellular component: nucleoplasm; P-body. Gene Ontology annotation, biological process: miRNA-mediated gene silencing by inhibition of translation; positive regulation of nuclear-transcribed mRNA poly(A) tail shortening. Gene Ontology annotation, molecular function: protein binding; nucleic acid binding.
GAAACAGUUUAGUGUUCUAGUAAUUUACAUUUGAAUUUCAUUUCGAUCAUUUAAAUAAAUGAUGUUGUUCAAUGAUGAAACAAUUCUGUCCAUCAAAUGAAUGAAAUAUCCACAAACACCGAAUAACAUUCAUCGGAUGUAAGUUUAGAUAAAUUAUAAAAGAGUGGAAAAGAAAUGUAAGAAUAAAAAAUGUGAAAAACUUCAUAAAAACAAUUCUUGUGUACAAAAAAUAUAAUUGUGAACGUGUUUCGAUUUGUGUUCAAAUAGAGAAUUUAGCUGAAAAUAAAAUUGAUAAUUUUAGAGAAAGUGCGGGAUACAAACAUACUAGAGGCUGUUUACCACGCAUCCGUUGUGAAUUUGUGUGACAGUGUCGAUAUUGAGAACUAUAUAAAUAACAAAACAAAAAGGAAAACUUUAAACUAAUUAAAAUCAAACAAAAAAAAAAAAAAAAAACAAACGAACUCAGUUUUAAACAUCCUAAAUGUGUGAAAAUCGUAUUGACAAUUUAUCACAUUGAAACCGCAUACAUAUUAAUCACAUUGAUAUUAUAUCAGUUUAGUGUUUAGAACAAGACCAAAAUACCAACAAUAGAAAUAAUAAUUUCAUAGUAUUAAAAGCCAAAAAUCAAUCAGCCAGAACAGUUUGGUUCAACUAUAAAGAAUUUAUAAAAAGUACAUAAAAACUAAAUACAAAUCCAAAAAAAAAAAUUUAACAAAAAAACGAGAAUCCACUGCAAAAAGCAUUGCUAAUAAAAUCGGUACAUCAACAUAGCAAGAGCAAUAAUUUUAUCUGUGAUAACAACUGAAACUAAACUAUAAACAUUUAAGAAGAUCAAAAACUAACGAACAUUUCUACAAAGUUAUUCCAACUAAAUCAAUCCAAGGCAUAAAAGUAAUAAACAAAUAAAUUGAAGAAAAAAAUAUCACAUAUAUAACGUAGUUAUUAAGCAAAGGAAUGAAAGUGAUUCUAUUAAGACAUUUAUACGAAAUAAUAGCUCAAAUAAGGAUUUCUUAUGUGUACUGUGCUUCAUAACUAAGUAAAAACAAGCUUUUACGAAUAGCGAAGACCGAAGAAAAAAAAACAAACAACAAAAGUUCAGCUUAUUAUCGGACGGUUUGGGACUGGAAAACCAACAGAAAAACAAAUCAAACACCACUGAACAACCCAAUUUUUAGUUCUUCAAAUUGAUUCUCUAUUCAUGUUGUGAUUUCCCAAAUUUUCAAUUCUACAUAUGCUUGUGCCCAUUUUUUUUGUCCGGUCUAUUAAUUAUAACAUUGCAGUUGGUAUUGUUACUAAAAAAACAUACCACGUAAAAGACAUACCAGCAAAGUGGCCAAUCCAGUGAGAAAAGUGAAAACAGAGACCGAGAUAGCGCAAAAAUGUAAACUUCGAUUUUCUAAAAGUAGUAAACUAAUCUUUUACAAUGCACUUUUUGUAUGGAUGUGAUAUAGCACUAAAUUUAUUAGAUCAAACCAACCAAAGUUGCAACCUAGAAAUCGAGAUGUCAGCAUCGAUUAUGAAACAACCAGAGAAUCCCAAAAAGUGUAAUUUUGUGGUUUAUUUAUCAGAUGCGAAUUAAUGCAAUCUAGCCAACGAUCUGAAUGGAAUUGUGAAUAUUUAGAAACAAAUUAAAGUCAAUCGAGGUUUUUCAACAUCGAUUUACCCAGAAUUUAUGAACAAAAAGUAGCACAAAACAAAAAUAAGAAAAAUAACAACAAACCAAACGAACCAAGUGGAAAUUAUUCCAGUUCAAUCGAACCCCAAACGAAAGUUGUAAAAAGACAAAGGAAACGAAAAACUGUUCUAAAACUAUUAGUUUUGGUCAACUUAAAAUGUCAAUCAGUUGAUUUUAUCGAAAGACUAAAACAGUGACAACACAUUCAAUUAGAAAAUCCAAUAAAGACCACAUUGAUGGCUGUUAACCGAACCAGAAUGAAUCGAUGAACGGUGAUCAAUGAGAUACAAUAACAGCUUUACGAAUAACGUAUUACUACAUAUGUCCGAGAGCAAGGAUAAUAAGAAAACUAAUAGCAAACAUAGGUUGAUAUCAACUACUUCGGAUACAAUAAUUACGGCAAAUAAAAACACUCAAACCGACAUGAAGUCUGAAUACGCUUUUAAGGAAAAACUUAAAAAAUUUAAGGCUAGUUUUAAUCGAGACACUGUGAAUGAUACUGAUGAUGAUGUCGAUAACGACCAUUUAACUACGAUUAAGAGAAACCAAGUCACCGGCGUCGAUGCAGAUGUUGACAGCGCUGCCAUUGAUAAAUUUGAUAUUGACGACGAACCAUUCACAACUCAAUUGCAGACGCCAGAAACCAUCGAAAAGAAGCCAAUCGAUGGUAGUGAGCAAAUCAAGAUGAUGCAACAAAUCAAUGACGACAACAAUGAUUCUAUUACUUUAAAGUUACUCUGGCCACCAAAACAAUUGCAAUUCAAUCAGUCUGAUGUCUUGCCUGAUAACAAAAAACUAUCAAAGAUGGUUCAUAACAAUAAAAUGUACCAAAUAAUUCGCGAUAAUAAUAGUAUUAAGAGUAAACAUAUUUUGAACGCUACUGAUACCUUUUGUGAUAACUACAAGAAUGAACUAAAUGUUGCUAAGUCUGAUAAUAUGGCGGCUCAAAGUGUUGCUGAUACACGAACCGCUGUAACUACUUCAAUGGCAAAUGAUACUACUGCAAAGACUACGAAUUCUACUACGUACAAUAAUUGUAAUCGAUAUGAGCAUGAGGUACAAGAACAAUCAAUUGGUGAUAAGCCAACUGUGAAUGCAAACAAUAAGCUGCCAUCGUCAUCAACGUCCAACGUUAAUACAAGUGUAUUGCAUAUUUCAUUUGAAAAUCUUAUCAAAUUAAUUGAUUCCGAACCCAGGCGCAUUCGUGAAUGGAAUGCGAAAUCGUCGAUUGACGCAACACGCUUUCUGCGUCUCUGCGGAGGUGGUGAGCAAGGUAUUAAUAAUGGUACCACUGGUUGGGGAUCACCUCCAUCUGCACCAAGCGCAGCGCCUGGUGGAAACAACGCAAAUACAAGUUCUUGGGGUUCUAAUCAACCACAACAACAAUGGGAUCAACCUAGUGGCUCAAAUGCAGCUGUUAAUGUAAAUGCAGCUAAUGCUAAUGUUGGACAAAAUACAACUAUGUGGCCACCAACAACUGGCGCUAAUUCAGGUUCACAGCAAUCUCACGAACAAAUUCAAAAUGCCAGCAAAGCUCAAGGUCAACCUCAGCAAGCUCCUGCCCAACAAUCACAAUCUCAGCAAGCUGCUGGCAGCAAUAAUAACAAUAACGUCAUUAGUGCAAGCGGAAGCAAUAAUCCUGGAAACAAUAAUAGUGCUUCUGGUCUAAUCGGAGGUGGAACCUCGACAGCAGCUGCGAAAAAUCAACUUGAACAAUUGACAACAAUGAGAGAUGCUUUAUUUAGUCAAGAUGGUUGGGGCUGUCAACAUGUGAAUCAAGAUACAAAUUGGGACGUUCCAGGAUCUCCCGAGCCAAUGACUGGUGGAAACAUCGUAAAAGCCGAUCCAACUCAAUCUGUAGCUCAAGCUAGUGCUACAGCAGCAACUCCGUGGAAGCCAAACAUUAAUAAUGGUACUGAAUUAUGGGAAGCGAAUCUCCGUAAUGGUGGACAACCACCUGCUCCAGCUGUUCAAAAGCCUUGGGGUCAUACUCCAUCCACAAAUCUUGGUGGUACUUGGGGAGAGGACGAUGAAGGUGCCGAUUCAGGUGCAUCCUCAAGUGUUUGGGCAACACAAUCCAAUGCACCAGCUCAACAGUGGAAUCAACCAAGUGUUUCGAAUGCAGGUGUAAAUGUAAAUGCAUCUAAUGCAAACGUUGGCCAAACCUCAGCAAUGUGGCCUCCUGCAGCUGGGGCGAAUCCAGCAACUACUACUACAACGCCACUACAGCCUCCACAAAUUGUGAAUCCGGUUUUAGGUGGACAAGAUGUACGCAAUGUGGGUGCCAAUCAGAUGGAUAUAAGAAAUGCAGAUCCACGUGAUAUUCGUUUAUCUAAUGGUCCGCACUUUAACAUUCCAAUGGCACAUCCACGUGACCCAACAAGAGAUUUACUGAGAGAGAUUUCUAGAGAUGUUCGUGGAGAUCUACGUGGGAUCUCAGGUCGUUUGAAUGGAACGUCUGAAAUGUGGGGACAACAUCACAAUUUGACUCAAGGUGUCAAUCAACAAACCGCACAGCAACCUCAGGCACAACAAUCACAACAGCCACAAUCACAGCAUGGUCAAAUGCCGAUGAAGACAGAUAAACCACCGACCGGGUGGGAAGAACCGUCUCCGCCUACACAACGACGUAAUAUUCCAAAUUACGAUGAUGGAACAUCGUUGUGGGCACCAUCACAACAAGCUCCACAGCAAACAAAUCAACAGCAAAAUGCUCAACAGCAACCUGUGCCAUUACCACAAAAUCGAGGUUGGCCAAAAGGUGGCAGAAGCUCAUGGGAUGAGCCUGUUACCGGAUCAGGAUCAACUACUCCCCAACUUCCACAAAGUCGUAUCAUUCCGAGUGGACUACCAAGUGGACUUCCAAGCGGACUUAAGCAAGAUGGUUCCAUGUGGAAUCAAGCACCAAAUAAUGCAGGACGCACAACUUCAUGGGACGAACACUCCGUCGUUUCUGGUGUUAACGACAAAAAUGCCGCAAUUAAUGCGAAUACUGGUGGUGGUUGGGACAAUCAAACACCAAACGUUUGGCAACAGCAGCAGCAGCAGCAGCAGCAGCAGCAGCAACAACAACAACAACAACAAGCUCAGCAACAACAACAGCAGAAGAACAAACUCAUGGGACUUGAUCGAAACUCAACAUCGAAAGCAUCAUCAGGAGUUUCAUCUUAUCGAAUGUUGUUUGAUAUGGGCUUCAAGAAGGAAGAAAUUGAACUAGCAUUACGGGCAACUAAUCUUAACUUAGAUGAAGCCAUUGAGAUUUUAAAUCAAUCUCGUUCAGCUAAUAGCAUUGACGCAUGGAGACGACAUGAUGAGCACAAUGCCAGCGCUGGUAACUUUGAUCAUAAUAGCUUCCCUCAACGAUAUCCGGGUGGACCACAGCCGACUAUGCCAUUUCAAAGCAACAAUCCAAAUUUGCUGAACGCUAUUGGUGUGAGUGGGGUUAGUACAAAUCCAGGUCUAAAUGCUAUUGGCAACAUGCAGCCAAUGCAAGCACAAAAAUACUUAAAUCAAGGCGCACACAAUGCUUCAGGCACCGGGAGCGGAUUUAAUCAGGGUAUUAAUCAAACAUUGAACGCAGGAAAUUCAGGUAAUACAACACAAGCUGCAGGUCAACCAUCAACGCAACAGUUACGCAUGCUUGUGCAACAAAUUCAAAUGGCUGUACAGGCCGGUUAUCUGAACCACCAAAUCCUUAAUCAACCUUUAGCUCCGACCACUUUGGUACUGCUCAAUCAAUUGUUAGCACACAUUAAACAAUUGCAAGUAAACCAAGCAAACAUGAGCCGCGGUAUCAAUAACAUUCCCAUGACGUUGAACAUAUCGAAAUUGAAGCAGCAAAUUGCCACAUUGCAAAACCAAAUAGCACAGCAACAGGCCGCCUAUGUGAAUAAACAACCUGGUGCUCAAUGCAAUCAUAACAUUAGUGGAAACGGUAAUGUUGGUAUUGGUGCUGGUAUAGGAAUUGCAAAUAUCGGCAAUGUGGCUAACGCUGGAGUUGGACCAUCGCCAAAUGAUUACUUGCGCAGUCAACAUGAUCCAAUUAAUACAUUGCAGGGUUCAUUUUCUGACAUGUCUAUAGCUAAAGAACCACCAAAUAGCUUCCAAAACUCGAGCGGUCAACAAUCUCGUUUGAAUCAAUGGAAACUACCGAAUUUCGAUAAAGAAGGUGGUGCUGACAAUACUACUGAUUUUUCUCGUGCACCAGGCACAACAUCCAAAUCAACAAUGUCUACAUCGAAUUCGGUUAUUGGAUCACUAGGUGGUUUACAAGAUGCAACAUGGUCUUCUGGUCGAAACAUAAGUGACGGUUGGCCUGAUUCAACACCAGAUAGUGAGAAUAAAGACUGGCCAUCAUCCCAACAAUCUCCAUCAGCAGCAUUCACCGACUUAGUUCCUGAAUUCGAGCCUGGAAAGCCUUGGAAGGGUUCGCAAAUGAAAACCAUUGAGGAUGAUCCAAGUAUCACACCAGGUAGUGUUGCUCGCAGUCCAUUAUCGAUAAGUGCCGCAAAGGAUACUGAUUUGUUUGCAAGUAGCAGCAAAACUUCACCAACCGAUAUACCACCGUUAAGUUUAUCGUCUUCCACCUGGAGUUUCAAUCCAACCGGUUCAUCCAGUCAACCACAUUUCACAAGUUCUAAAGGCAGUAACUGGUCCGAGGGCGUGUCACAUCAAAUGGGUAAUCAAUCUGAAUUAUGGAGCUCACCAAUGACAAACAAAACAGCCCGUGGACCUCCACCUGGCUUGGGUAAUAAUAACAAAGGCAAUCUUACAGGUGCUAAUGCGAUAACUUCAACUGCAACUAGUUCAAGUACAAAUGGCUGGAUUGGUGGUAAUUUACGUCUAAGUUCAGGAUCAUGGCCAUCAACAUGGCUACUUUUGAAGAAUAUGACAGCCCAGAUUGACGGCUCUACAUUGCGUACAUUAUGCAUGCAACAUGGUCCAUUACAACAUUUCCAUUUGUAUUUAAAUCAUGGCAUAGCUUUAUGUAAAUAUUCAACGCGUGAAGAAGCUAAUAAAGCGCAAAUGGCAUUAAAUAACUGUGUGUUAGGAAAUACCACAAUUUGCGCUGAAUCGCCAUGCGAGAGCGAAGUUCAAAAUAUCUUACAGCAUUUGGGUGUACCAACCAACCAACAACCACCUGCGCCACAACAGCAACCUCAGUCACAAAAUCCUCAACAAUCACAGCAACCACAGCCAGGACAGCAAACAUCAGCUGCUUCAUUAUCCUCGCAAUGGCGACCAUCUAGUCAAAAUACGCAGAACCGUUCCUCGGGCUCAGAUACUUGGGGAGCUGGUUCAGUAGUAUGGCCUAGUACUAAUCCAGCUGGAAACUUUUGGACCGGAUUAGAUGCUACUUCGACUGAACGUGGUACUCCGUCUUCACUUUUACCUGAAAAUUUACUUGGCAAUGAAUUAAAUUAGGCUGUAGCAAUGCGAAAAACAAAAAGCGAGUAGAAACACGGUGUACAAUUGAUAAAAAAAUAAAAAUUAUUUAAGAAAAAUAACAGCAACAACAACAGCAACAAAAUGAAUUAACAAUUUUUAGUAAUUAUACAUAUAUAUUCUAUAUACAACAUGGUAUGACAUGCUAAAAUACAUAUAUCUCUAUGCCCUUAGAUUGUAAGUUUCACGUAAUAUUUUUAAUUAAGCAUCACAAAAUGAAACAAAUAAUAUCCUUACUAUUGCUAGAAUUAUAGAUAACGAAUAUUUUAACGAUGCGAUAUAAAAAAUAACAUACACAAAAUAACUCACACAACAUAUAAUAAUUUACAUAAUGAUCGAAUUUUACAAAAAAAAAAAAACAUGAAAAAAAUGAAAAAAAACUUGAACGCAUUAUCAAAAAUGAGAGACCUUCAAAGGGCAAACUAAGCCAAACUAAAAAAAUUGUCUUGUUUUAUUAUGUUAUUUUUUAGAAUUAAUUGAAACAAAAAAUACAACAAAAAUCUAAAAAAUAAUUGUAACGAUCGUAAUAAUAGAGAUGAAGGCGCAUAUACACAAAACCACUCUAUUAUAUAUUCUAUAUUUGUUUACUCUAGAAUUUUUGAAAAAGAAACAAACAACAUUAACUGCAUGUUGAUUAUUGAAUAUGAAGAAAUUUAAUUCAAAUUUGUUAAAACUGGAGGCAAUUUUGCGAGUGUCCAUUUGUGAUAUAAUCUUGAUCGAUGACGGCGCAUAAAUGGGAUUCAAACAAGUUUCACCAAGUUAAAAAAAAAAACAGAUCAAAUUGCCAAGCAAAGUGGCGACGCAGAAACUGUUUUCAUUUCGACGGAAUUGAAUUGAAUUUUCGAAUUGAUUGACGUAAAGUAUAAAAUUUGUAGUAAGCAGUUAAUACAAUUUGUAAGAAAGCACAUGAUGAUAAUAACAAAAUGAAAAUGUAUCGAAGAAUAUAUUUCUGUAUUAUGGCAACUCAAAUUGCUCUUUUUUAAGCAAAAUGGUUCUAACAAUUAUUUGAGUUUAAGUUAUUGACAUAGAACAAUUAAAAGAAACUUACCCAAGUU